Molecule: messenger RNA, 357 nt
Organism: Mitosporidium daphniae
Lineage: Eukaryota; Fungi; Microsporidia
Product: subunit Rpc8 of DNA-directed RNA polymerase III
Exons: 4
Coding region: 1-357 (118 amino acids)
Biological process (GO): transcription initiation at RNA polymerase III promoter
Cellular component (GO): RNA polymerase III complex
Molecular function (GO): nucleic acid binding
Source: RefSeq, a predicted model, not a curated record
AUGCGCUUCAAAAGAAAUAUUCGAACAAGACCCAAUAGUCCACAUUGGCCAGGGACGCCCCUCCUCAUCAGGGUUGUGAUUUUCCAUCCCUGGCCUGGGCAAAUCAUCACUGGACGUGUACGUUCAUCCUCCGAAAGGGGGGUUGCUGUCUCGCUCGGCUUCUUUGAGGAUAUCUUGAUCCCCUCAAGCCACUUUCCGGACUCUGACGCCUCUGAAAUGCUUUGGUAUUGGGAUUAUGAUGGUUCCAAGUUGUAUCUCGAAGCUGGCGCCGCCAUACGCCUUCGAAUCGUAUCGGACUCCUUUUAUGAAAACCCUCCACUACAAAAAGGUACCCGCUUUUGGCUGGCUAUUUUUUAG